Thamnophis sirtalis is the source of this 684-nucleotide messenger RNA. Lineage: Eukaryota; Metazoa; Chordata; Lepidosauria; Squamata; Natricidae. The record is from RefSeq and is a predicted model, not a curated record.
UCAUUUCCAAAUGCUUUGAACCAGGAGCCGAAGGUCGAAGCCCCUGACUUUGCCCAGGCAUGGCAGACCACCUGGAGCUGCUGGCAGAGAUGCCAGCGGUGGCCCGGAUGGGCACCCAGGAGCGGCUGAAGCAUGCCCAGAAGCGCCGCACCCAGCAGCUGAAGAAGUGGGCGCAGUUUGAGAAGGACGGGCAGGGCAAGAAGGCCAAAGGGCAGAAGAAGAGGCGGAGGGCCACCCAGGACAGGAAGGUCGUCUUCCCCGAAAACGUCCGGCUUCUGGAGGCUGCCAGCCGCAACGAUGUGGAGGAAGUGCUGCAUUGACGACUACGGGGUGAUGGUGGGGCUGCUGCUGGAAGCCGGGGCCGACGUCAACGCCUGCGACAGCGAGCUCUGGACCCCCCUGCACGCAGCCGCCACCUGCGGGCACCUGCACCUGGUGGAGCUGCUCAUUCAGAGGGGGGCCAACCUGCUUGCCGUCAACUCGGAUGGGAACAUGCCCUACGACCUCUGUGAGGAUGAGCCCACGCUGGACUUCCUGGAAGUGGCCAUGGCGGACCGAGAGAUCACCCAGGCCACCAUUGAGGAGGCUCGCUCAGCCGUGGAGGCCUCCAUGGUGAAGGACAUCCGCCGGCUGGUGAAGGAAGGAGUCAAUCUGGACACCCCUCUGGACCACAAGGCCACCCUG